CUGCUGCUCAUAGGCGUCAAAAAACUGACCCCGCUGUAGCUCGCCUUAUCGAAAAAGCCGAUCAAUUACAUAAAGAACGCACACAACGACACUUACAUGAUGCGACGGAUGGUUCUAAUGAGGAAGAACAGGAUGCGAUCUCGGAACCUCCCGUGAUUGUUGAAGCUGAAGACGAGGAGGACGAGGAUAUUGACGCAAUUGUCAAUGUACCUCCACCCGAAGAAAUAGUCGUCAAAGAUCAUGAAGGUGUAGAUCAAUUGGAUCAUGAUGUGGACGAUGGUGGGAAGAAUUGUGGGGAUUCAAAUGCGGAGAAUGUGGAAGUUGAAAACCUAGAUGAAGAUGAAUUUGAACACAUCGAGAAAGAGGAAACUAAUAAAGAGUCAUCAAUGGACGAAAUGGUGGUAGUAGACAUUGUUACGACUUCGGAGAAUAAUGAUUGA
Molecule: messenger RNA, 440 nt
Organism: Acaulospora colombiana
Lineage: Eukaryota; Fungi; Glomeromycota; Glomeromycetes; Diversisporales; Acaulosporaceae
Source: the annotation of a GenBank genome assembly